AUGGGGCACUCUCAGGAGAUCAGUGAAUUCAAGCGUGAUACCGGAAUAGGUUGCCACCUGUGCAACAAGUCCAUCCGUGGAAUUUCCUUGCUACUAAAUAUUCCACGGUCAACUGUUAGUGGUAUUAUAACAAAAUGGUAGCAACUGAGAACAAUAGCAACUCAGCCACAAAGUGGUAGGCCACGUAAAAUUACAGAGAGCGGGUUAUUAGCUAAAGACUUCCAAAAUUCCGAAGGGAACUCUUAAGGCACCAGCAUACAAAGACAUUUUGGACAAUUUCAUGCUCCCAGCUGUGUGCAAACAGUUUGGGGAUGGCUCCUUC
Molecule: messenger RNA, 322 nt
Organism: Staurois parvus
Lineage: Eukaryota; Metazoa; Chordata; Amphibia; Anura; Ranidae
Source: the annotation of a GenBank genome assembly